UUAGCCGCCGUCACCGUUAUUUUUUGUUGACACAGGUCUCUCUACUGUAGACGUGUUUAUUUGCAAAUUAUUUUCUAUUUUACAGAGAAAUCCAUAAAAAAUGCUUAAUAUACCAACUCAUAUGGACUUUGUAGGCCAACACAAGGCUGAAAAGUAUUCGCGUUUUAUUAUUACUUUGUUCGGUAUUGUGGGUCUCAUCUGGGGUGCCAUCAUACAACAAUUUUCACAAACCGUUUACAUAUUGGGAGCCGGUUUUGUGUUAGCAUCCUUGUUGACCAUUCCCCCCUGGCCCAUGUUUAGACGUAAUCCCUUAAACUGGCAAAAGCCUCGUCCUGAACCUUCCGAUAGUGGCAAUGGUGGCCAAGAGGAAAACAAACAAAAAAAGAAAAAGUAAUUUGCAUUAAUUUAGUUUUAAACAUUCCCCGAAUUUCGCUCUGAAAACAAUAAAUUAUAUAAAUUUUUAAAUACUAUUAA
Molecule: messenger RNA, 474 nt
Organism: Lucilia cuprina (Australian sheep blowfly)
Lineage: Eukaryota; Metazoa; Arthropoda; Insecta; Diptera; Calliphoridae
Gene: Spase12
Product: signal peptidase complex subunit 1
Exons: 3
Coding region: 101-394 (97 amino acids)
Biological process (GO): protein targeting to ER
Cellular component (GO): endoplasmic reticulum membrane; signal peptidase complex
Source: RefSeq, a predicted model, not a curated record